Messenger RNA from Colletotrichum costaricense, 423 nucleotides. RefSeq lists its product as uncharacterized. The record is from RefSeq and is a predicted model, not a curated record. The transcript is spliced from 2 exons. Lineage: Eukaryota; Fungi; Ascomycota; Sordariomycetes; Glomerellales; Glomerellaceae. The coding region runs from base 1 to 423 and encodes 140 amino acids.
AUGCCAGUCGUGCAGCAGCAGCAGCAGCAGCAGCAGCCUGCUUUAUGCUUCCUUGGGGUCUUCUUCACGGGUCCCUGCAGCGAAGAGGGAGGAUCAUUCGGGUGCUGGCAUAGACAAGCAAACACCAAGGUCGACUCUCGGACUGUGUACAAGGUAUCUAGAGAUGAACAUGAGCAAGGUAGGCCAAAAGACAAGGACAUCUCGGACCAUAACACGAACCACUUUUGCGCGAUGAUUGUGGAUUAUGGAGAUUCGGAGACUGUCAGGCUGAUGAUGGACGACAGGGACGAGGAGGUCAGCCACAAGGAAGUGAGGAGGGAUUCAGAGAGGAGCACAAAGAGAAGGAGGGCGAUUGAGGGCCGACUCCAGCAAAAAAACAUCCUGGCGGGGGCUGGUGGAGUCUGUCGGGUCAUCGGCGAUUAG